ACAAGAAUUGAGAAAUGUGAAGAGAUCAUCAGAUCUAGUCCUGAUGGGAAAAGCCAAUUGAAUAACGAUCAGCUGCAAUUAUAUGAGCGAAAGGGUGAGAUCGCUGGAGCCUUAAAAGAGUGUGAAGAUAUUUUGAAACAAGUCGAAAAUAUUGAUAAAGAGGAAAUCAAAAACCAAAGGAUUCUGAAAGAACAACAAGACGAACGCGAAAAAGCUACUGCAAAUGCUAUUACUGAUGAAGUCAAAGCUACAUAUUCUCGAUCAAUCAUAUGUCUUCUUCAAUUCUUUCGACUCGUUCACUUUCAACAAGUCGGUAUUGUUCAACUAUCACAGGCUGAAUCCGAAGCUGUUGAAACUUUUCGUGCUAAACUGACUAAUAUUGUAGAUGAAGUAAAGGAUGAUAUUAGUGAGCUGCGGAUCCAAGAAACUUUGGAUAAUAUUAACAAACUUCAGAAUGGUGAUGAAAGUACAGUAAUCGAACCGUUGACUAACGGUACUAAUGAUACAAAUUGUAAAUUGGGAUUGGGCGUGCUAUCACAUGGAAUAACUUGUAUGUUUAAUGUUCACAAUGGAACUGCGAUGCACACUCCACCAAUAUUAGACUCCGUUGAGAUACAAACAGAGCAGGAAGAGUCGUAUGAUACGCGCGAAGUAGUUAAUGUUCAAGGGGAAGGGCCAACACAUUUUGAUGAGAAUUUAGGUGAUAUGUAUACGAUUCCAGUUGGUGGGUUACAGUUUAUGUUGCCUCGUGGUGAGCCAUCAUCUCAGGAUAUAAUUGAUCAUAAUCAUACUAGUUAUUCAUAUCCAAAUACGGAUGUGGAUCAGGGUACCCAACUUAUUGAAACAACUGCCGAUAUUCAAGAACAAUAUCAACAGCAACAACAUACUUUUACCGAGCCUUAUAUGGUUGAACAGCAACAACAGCAAUAUUCUGUGGAACACCAGCAUAUCACGGAACAUCAACCGGAACAAACUGAUCAGCAGCAACAAGUUUCUAUGAAACAAAAAGAAGAACCAUCAGUACAGCAGCAAGAACCAAAUCAAGUUUCUGAUAAUUCUACUGAUGUCCAACAGCAAGUGCUUCAACCAAAUGAUGCUUCCUCUCCACCACAUUCCAAUAAUUACAAGGGAAAUCAUCGCAACAAUUACCGAAAUCGUGGUGGUUAUAGGGCACAGGGUGGUCAAGGUUCCAGGAGAGAUAAUGGCGGUUAUAGAGAUGGUGGAUAUCGUGAUGGUCGUUACCGUGGCGAGCGUGGUUAUUCAAAUUCGGGUUCUCGUGGUGGCAGAGGCGGUGGAAACGGAUAUCAAG
Messenger RNA from Racocetra persica, 1309 nucleotides. The record is from the annotation of a GenBank genome assembly. Lineage: Eukaryota; Fungi; Glomeromycota; Glomeromycetes; Diversisporales; Gigasporaceae.